AUGACUACAGCGCAUCGGCCGACAUUUGACCCUGCACGGGGCAAGGAAGCCCAGAGAGGCCCUGCAUACCACCAGCGACUUCUCCCAGCACAUACAUAUCUCAAAGUUCGGCAACCAGGACAAGGCGGAGCGGCAGAUGCAGAGAAGCGGGAUCUACGAGCAGAAUUACUCGCUGCAGAAGCAGCACACUUUGCAAAGACCAAAGGACAAUCAACCGAAGCUACCAGCAGCAGUCCCCCUCGGACCUUGAAACGCGAGCUGGAGGCCCCUCCAAGUGAUGACGAGAACGAAGAUCCCGAUGCGAAACGAAGAAGGAUAUUAGAGGAAACCCGUGAAAUCGAUGCCGACUCGGACAGGGGCGACAGCGACAGCAGUGAAGAAGAGAGCGACGAAGAGGACGAAACGGCCGAGUUGAUGCGCGAACUCGAGAAGAUUAAGAGAGAAAGAGCUGAGCAGAAAGCCAGAGAAGAGGCCGAGAAGGCCAAACAAGCACAGGAACGGCGAGAGGAAGAUAUUGCACUCGGUAACCCGUUACUAAACCCCAAGGCGUUCAACGUCAAGCGUCGAUGGGACGACGAUGUGGUGUUCAAGAAUCAAGCCCGAGGGACAGAGCAGAAAGGCAACAAGGAGUUUGUCAAUGAUUUGCUACGAUCAGAUUUCCAUAAAAAGUUUAUGUCCAAAUAUGUUCGGUAG
This is a messenger RNA of Exophiala dermatitidis NIH/UT8656, 693 nucleotides long. RefSeq lists its product as uncharacterized. The coding region runs from base 1 to 693 and encodes 230 amino acids. Lineage: Eukaryota; Fungi; Ascomycota; Eurotiomycetes; Chaetothyriales; Herpotrichiellaceae. The transcript is spliced from 4 exons. The record is from RefSeq and is a predicted model, not a curated record. Gene Ontology annotation, molecular function: RNA binding. Gene Ontology annotation, cellular component: catalytic step 2 spliceosome. Gene Ontology annotation, biological process: mRNA cis splicing, via spliceosome.